This is a messenger RNA of Leptosia nina, 1320 nucleotides long. The record is from the annotation of a GenBank genome assembly. NCBI's taxonomy places the organism in Eukaryota, Metazoa, Arthropoda, Insecta, Lepidoptera, Pieridae.
AUGACACGCUUUGCUCGAGCUAAGGGUUCUAAGUCUUCUAACCUAAAAGCACCCGAAGACAGUACACCAUGGGAAGUAAUGAAAGAACAAAUGUUGAAAGCAAAAACAGAACAAGAAGAUUCAAAAAAGCGAAAAGAAGCAGAACAACAGAGAAUUGAGAAUUAUGAAAAUUUUCUGAAAGAACGCAAAGUUGAAAAACGUAAAGCUGAAUGGUGUGAUUUUCCAGAAUCGCAAACCAGCAAGGUAGAAAAUCGUUCAGAGAGUUCACAAACUAAAAAAGCAAAAGGGAACAGAAACAUUGAAACAAAUGCAAUCAGUGAGUAUUCUCAGUGCAGUACGGAUGCGAAAAAGAAAAAGAAGAAAAAAAUAAAAAAUGAUAGCUCUAAAAAUAUGCCUCAAGAAUUAUUACAAUCAUCUCCAAAUAAUUGUCUGGAAAAUGUAAGCAAUGUAAUAGAACAGCCCAAGGAGAAACCAAUUAAAGAAAAUAAGAAAAGACAGCAAGUUAACGACCCUAAUAUAAAAGAAACAACUAAAAAGAUGAAAAAGUCCAGUAAAAUGAAUAAAGUUGAUAAUGCAGAGGCAAUCCAAAAUCAACCAGCUAAUUUAGAAGUAAAUAAUUUAACAAAGCAAAAAAAGAAGCAUGGGGAUAAGCCUAUUAGAAGGAAAGAAAUAAACGAUAAAAGUUUUCAAUUAAUUAUUAAUGGUAAGGAUGUUGAACUAGUGAGAUUUGAUGGAUUUCCUAUAAUGAAGAAAGACGCAGAGAGGAUACAGGAGUUAAAAAAUAGUAUGAUCAAAAAAGGUAUACCCAAAAGUGAAGUUCAAAGAACUAUAAAAUUAGAGAGAAGAAGGGCAGAAAAAGCAUUGGCAAGACUAAAAAGAGAUGUUUGCUACAAUUGCAGGAAGGGAGGUCAUAAUUUAUCAGACUGCCCAGAUCUAAGAUCUAAUAUACCAGGAGUUGAUUCUGCAGAUGGUGUGUGUUUUAAGUGCGGUUCUACAGAACACAGACAGAAUGAAUGCAAAGUUCAGAGGGACAAGGAGUUUAGAUUUGCAACCUGUUUCAUAUGUAGGGAAACGGGUCAUUUGGCAAGGCAAUGUCCAGAUAAUCCUAAGGGUCUUUAUCCAAAUGGUGGAUGCUGUAAGCUAUGUGGUGAUGUCACACAUUUGAGAAAGGAUUGUCCUACAGUUGCAGAAAAGAAGGAAGGUACAUCAAUAAAACUAUCAACUCUGGAUGGCUAUGAAAAUACUGAAGACAUAGGAAAACCUGAUAUAGGAUCUGUUCAACAAGAACCAUCUAAAAAGCCUAAAAAAAUUAAGUUCUAA